Messenger RNA from Symbiodinium sp. CCMP2592, 618 nucleotides. The record is from the annotation of a GenBank genome assembly. Lineage: Eukaryota; Dinophyceae; Suessiales; Symbiodiniaceae.
AUGUGCCAGGAGACUGUGAUCUCCGCCUUCUCCUUGGGAUACCGGCAUGUGGAUACUGCUUCGGUCUACCAGAAUCAGAAAGGAGUCGGGGCAGCAUUGGCUGAGAUGAAGAUGGAGCGGGACGAGUUCUUCGUGACAUCAAAGAUUCCAGGAGGCCUCAAUGCCUCUGCUACAGCUGCAGCAGCCGAUGCCUGCCUUGAGGAGCUGGGCCUGAAGUUCGUAGAUCUUAUGCUGAUCCACUUCCCGGCAGACUUCGGGAAGAAUGGCUCGGCCAAGGAGCGUCAGACCGAAUGGACGGCUCUGGAGAACUGGGCCAAGUCCGGAAAGGCACGGGCGAUCGGUGUUUCCCACUACUGCCGCCGGCAGCUAGAUGAUGUCCUGAAGGUGGCCACGGUCCCCGUCGCCGUGAACCAGGUGCAAUACCAUGUGGGCAUGGGAACUGCCCCGACUGCCUCCACCGACGACCGGGACUACAUGAGGGCCAAGGGCGUGCUGUACCAAUCGUUUUCGCCGCUUUGUGGCCCGUGCGAUCCGCCUGACAACACGGAGCUGCUGAAUGGCACGCUGGUCACCGGAAUCGGUGCUCGCUACAACAAGACCGGACCCCAGGCCGUGUGA